GCACGUCUCUCGGGCCGUGAAGUCCGCUUCACCCAGCAGAAUGACAUUGCUGCCCACCAUAUGAUCGCGACGUAUACGCUUACAUGGCGUUGAUGCGCUCACCACCACCUGUCGCUCUCUACAUUGCAUACACUCUCUAUCUGCCAAUCGCCCCUCCGCGACACCCCGAUAUAAUCCCAACCCAUCCUCCACAUGAUAGGGAAGACUAUCUGUACCCCGCCCGCUUCGACGAUUGCUAUACUACGCUACGCAGAAAAGAAAGGCAACGAAACGAAAGAAAGGAAAUGGAAAAUGUUACCAUACCUAUCUAUCUAUUCACACCUGCUACUACUACUACUCUCGCUACGACCGUGUCAUGACCCGACCCGUUAUCUACCGGCGUUUUGAGUUGAUCGUCUACAUUCUGUUUUGUGGUUUU
Molecule: messenger RNA, 418 nt
Organism: Aspergillus costaricaensis CBS 115574
Lineage: Eukaryota; Fungi; Ascomycota; Eurotiomycetes; Eurotiales; Aspergillaceae
Exons: 1
Coding region: 84-359 (91 amino acids)
Source: RefSeq, a predicted model, not a curated record